AUGGUGAUUGAAACACUGUACGAUCUGAUUGACCAGGAAGAAGAAGAACACGAAGAAAUCGUAAAAGAGCUCUAUCAAAAAUACAUGGAACAAGACGUACUCUCUGUCGCCGUCGGCACACUGAAAAGAAUGGACGAAACUAAAAAUGAGGAACUUGAAGCUGCGUUCAAAUGUAUUGGAUUAGUUGAAUCGAUUAUUGAUGGAUCUGACGACCAGGAUAUUAUCAGCAAAGUAGCGAAUAGUGGAAGCUUUUUACUGUGGCUUCUUGAAAGAGUUCGAAGACGAACAAUAAACAUGGUAAAAGUCUACGCCGCAGAAAUGCUCUCAAUUUUGCUCCAAAACGAAGAGAACCAAAAAAUCGUCGGUGAGAAGAAAGGAGUCGAUAUUCUGCUCAAGCAACUGGCAUAUUUCAAGAAACGAAAUCCAAAAGGUCAGGAAGAAAUUGAGCUGAUGGAGAACCUGUUCAACUCUCUUUGUCUCGUUGUUCAAUACGUUCCGAACAGGAAAAAGUUCCUUGAAGAUGAAGGCCUUCAUUUGAUGAAUUUAAUGAUCAGAGAAAAGAAAAUGAGCCGCAACUCCGCUUUGAAAGUCAUCAAUCACGUGGUCAGCGGCUACGAAGGCCGCGACAACUCCAUCAAAUACAUCGAAAUUCUCGGACUCAAGACACUGUUCCCAUUAUUUAUGAAAACUCCAAAGCGAAAUAAGAAAACUGGUCAUACCGAAAAUGAUCAUGAAGAAGCGAUCAUAUCAAUCAUCGGAAAUUUAAUGAGAAAUCUAUCCGGAUCCCUGAAGCGAAGAUUGGUCGACAAAUUUGUAGAACUCGAUCAUGCAAAAUCUGAACGACUGCUAGAAUUACACUUCAAAUACGCUGAGAAAAUGGAAGACGCCGAGGAAGAAGUCGAGCAACAAGCAGCUAUGCUCGCUCAAGAAGGAGUAGAAAUGGAUGAAGAUAUGGCAUACGCGCUAAGGCUGGAAAAAGGACUCUUUACCCUCCAACAGAUUGAUUACAUCAUCGUGGAACUCUACGGCUCUGGAAUCGAGUCACUUCGUGAACGCAUCAUCUCUCAUCUUUCCAUGCGCAAGUCCUCAUUGAAACAGAUCCGGGAAGUCGUCAAAGACUACGCAGAUAACCUCGGCGACGGAGAAAACGAAGAAGCCAUCGAGCAAGAGCGCAAUCGUUUGUUAGAACUGGCCAUGGGACUUAUGUAG
Molecule: messenger RNA, 1209 nt
Organism: Oikopleura dioica
Lineage: Eukaryota; Metazoa; Chordata; Appendicularia; Copelata; Oikopleuridae
Source: the annotation of a GenBank genome assembly